Messenger RNA from Apis florea (little honeybee), 1973 nucleotides. RefSeq names its product Glucuronyltransferase I (gene GlcAT-I). Gene Ontology annotation, biological process: carbohydrate metabolic process; chondroitin sulfate proteoglycan biosynthetic process. Gene Ontology annotation, cellular component: Golgi membrane. Gene Ontology annotation, molecular function: galactosylgalactosylxylosylprotein 3-beta-glucuronosyltransferase activity. The record is from RefSeq and is a predicted model, not a curated record. Lineage: Eukaryota; Metazoa; Arthropoda; Insecta; Hymenoptera; Apidae.
AUAUUAUCAGUAUUUUUAUUUAAAAUUUGGCGCCAAAAAUUCUAUGCAAGUUACGAAUUAGAUAUAAUCUAGGGACUUUUUCAUAUUGUAAAAAAACUAACCUGUCAUCAUCGCGUAAACUCUGUCUAUUUCAUUUUUUAUUUAUGAGAUUAUACUCUGUGAAGUUUAUAAUGAUCAGGAAAAAAUUUUCAUCUUGUGUUCAUAAUUCAUCUAUGAAAAUUAUAAGUGAAUUUUGUGUGAAUAAAACAUUAUUAUUUUACAAUUUCAGUCGCAGCUAUAAUUAAACUGUUAGUAAUACAGUUGGAUGUUGUGAUUAUUUUUCAAUUAAUAUUCGAUAUUAUGAGAUGACAUAUAAUGUGUCCUUGUAUUCGAGGUUAGAAUAUAUUAUAAAUCUAUAGAAGAUCACUGCUAGUUAAAUAUAAUCGGUGAUCGUAGAAGAAUAUUAUUAAAGAGUGUCAUGGCGUGACACAAUGACAGAACGUGCAUUUUUGACCGACGAAUUCGGUACUAAAUUUAAUAUGUGGGGCGGAUUUCGUUAUAACAGGGGCUUCCUAAUAUUGUUCCUGAUUCAUGUUAUUGCAUUUCAAUGUUUUAUAUAUUAUCAAGAGCGUUAUAAAUGGCAAGAAUUAAGAAACACGCUGGAGUCAAUAAUUGUUGAGCAACGAGAUAUAUAUGGAUUAACAUAUAGUGUAAUUAAGAGGUUAGAGGGACAUAAUAUGCUCAAUGGAGAAAAACAGGAUCUUACAUUACAAAAACAACCUAUUAUUUAUGCCAUUACUCCUACAUUUACCAGACCUGUACAAAAAGCUGAACUAACACGAUUGUCACAGACGUUUUUGCAUAUACCAAAUUUUCAUUGGAUCGUUGUCGAAGAUGCGGAAAGAAAGACCAAUCUCGUUACACGAUUCUUAGAGAAUAGUGGUUUAAUUUAUACGCAUUUAUCUGCAGUAACUCCACCUAAUUAUAAAUUAGGUCGAAACGAUCCGAAUUGGAAAAAACCGCGUGGAGUCGAGCAACGAAAUGCGGCAUUACGAUGGCUUCGAGAAAAUCUUAAACCGACUGAUAAAGGAAGUUAUUUUGCAGAUGAUGACAAUACGUAUUCGAUUAAAUUAUUUCACGAGAUGGAAAAUAAUAAGGUCGGUGUUUGGCCAGUGGGUUUAGUUGGUGGUUUAAUGGUUGAGAAACCGAUAUGUGAUAAUAUGACUAAUACAAUAAUUGGUUUUAAUGCUGCCUGGAAGCCAGAUCGUCCAUUCCCAUUGGAUAUGGCAGGUUUUGCAAUCAAUUUACAGCUUUUAUUAGAAAAUAAAAAUGCUGUUUUUUCGUAUGACGUUCAAGGGGGAUAUCAGGAAAGUGAAAUUUUGUCUCAAAUCAUCACUAGAAAGGAAUUGGAACCAUUAGCAGAUUGUUGUACAAAGGUGUAUGUAUGGCAUACACGAACAGAACCGCCGCAAUUAAAUGUGGAACAAAUGUUAAUAAAAAAAGGUAAACAUUCGAACAUAGGGAUUGAAGUGUGAUAAAAAUAUCAGAUUGUAGUAUAUAUUAAAAGAGCCUAUGCAAGAUUAGAUAAUAUAUUGCAAAAUAUUGCAAAAGUAAAUAUUAUUACGUUCGCUAUGUUAUAAAAAAAAAAUAAUUUUAUAUGCAUUUUUCAUUAACGUUCGGCCACAUAUUUUCAAAGUAAGAAAAAAUGCAGUGCCAUGACAGGUAGAGUAGCUUACAAUUACAUAUUCGAUAAGGAUAUUAUAGAUACCAAUGAAUUUUAGAUAGAAUAUGUUUAUUAAUGCAUGAUAACAUGGUGGCCUGAAUGACAUAUUUUUAAGCUUUAUUUUAAUCUUAUAAAUUGAUCGCUUUUUAUACUUUUAACGCGCCUAUUAAUACGAGUUCCUUUUAUUUUAUACCGCAAAAUACGGUAUAAUUUUUAAAAAUAUAAUGCUCUUAAGAAGAAAUAAUGCUCGAAUGAAUAAAAUUUUUAACGU